Hypoxylon fragiforme is the source of this 1607-nucleotide messenger RNA. RefSeq lists its product as uncharacterized. The record is from RefSeq and is a predicted model, not a curated record. Lineage: Eukaryota; Fungi; Ascomycota; Sordariomycetes; Xylariales; Hypoxylaceae. The transcript is spliced from 3 exons. The coding region runs from base 137 to 1051 and encodes 304 amino acids. Gene Ontology annotation, biological process: mitochondrion organization. Gene Ontology annotation, cellular component: SAM complex.
CUCAGAUCUUAUCUACUAUCGAUAAGAUGAAAUCACCAACAUUAGUUCACAGCUUAAGAUUCAAGAACGUCAAGAUUCUUUCCAUUUAUGGUAACUUAUAUGUGAUUACGUAUCUAGUUACGCACAUUAUUUUACCAUGGCUUCAGAGACAACCAAUGCGACAACAAGGCUGAGGCCGUCCAACACAUCUGGCUGGUUGACUAUACCAGCCCCGCUAGCUCGACUGUUCAAGAAGUUCCCGCUCUUAACUUAUCCUCCCAACGAACUACCUAUCCGUGCGCCGAGUAGCAGAGAUGUCGCGACCCUAUACGUUUUCAUAUCAGAACCAGAUGCGCUGAAAGGACUACCCAGCUACAACCCUUCAUGCCUUAAAUGGCAAACCUUUCUCAAGCUAGCUGGGGUUGACUUUCAACUCGUCUCUUCCAACAACCAUGCCUCCCCCACUGGCGCACUACCAUUCCUCAUCCCUCCAUUCAGUCCUCAGAACCCCACCACACAUUCCCCCCGACCUAUCCCCUCAAGCAAGCUUGAACAGUACCCCGACGAAAAGAGCAUAUCGAAAGUCCCCGGCACCCUCAGCCUUAAGCUAGAAGCCUACGAAUCGCUCCUCGACCACCGCAUACGAAACGCCUGGCUCUACUCGCUGUACCUGUCUCGGCCAAACUCCGCGCUCCUGUCCCGCCUCUACGUUGCGCCGGUUUCUCAGUCGAAGAUCGUGAGGACGACGGUGCUAUACCAACUGCGCCACGCGGCCGAGGCCGAGAUCCUGAGGUCGAUGGGCUCGCCGAGGGUGGAUCCGAGAGCGCUGUACGAUGGUGCGAAGGAGGCGUUCGAGGCCCUAUCUACCGUACUCGGCGCAGAGGACUGGUUCUUCGGGACGUCGGAGCCGAGUCUGUUCGACGCUGCGGUGUUCGCUUACACACAUCUCCUACUCGACGACGGGCUGGCGUGGGGUGAGCGGAGACUCUCGGAUAUCGUGGGAGACUUCCAAAAUCUGGUCGAGCAUCGCGAUAGGAUAUUCCGGAGAUGUUGGGGUUCGGAAGGCAGCUGAGCAAUGACAGGCAGGUUAAGCUCCUGUUAGAAUGUACAUGCUGCUAGCAAUACCGUCAUUCAACUUUGAAAUUGCCGUUUCGUGUAUAUACUAAGGGAUCCUUAGAGAUGGAAAUAUCCCAGUUAAAAAAAGGCUUCAGGUUCAUAUGAUGCUCGCUGGUUAUGCUGGUUACCUAGAUGCAGACGCCGAACGGGACAUGCGUCAAAGGAAGUCGGCAUAGGAAAGGUUAACCUUAGGUAGCUACUCAGUGUAUAACACAUCAAACAGUAUCUCAUAUACCACGGUUCCUCUCUUGUGAAAGGUACACCGGGAGGAUGCAGGCUGACAUUGCGCCUUAAAAUAUGACAUGCCAUGGAUGUGAGCUGCAAUAAUUCGUGGAUGGUUUGGUUGGCCCGUUGCUGUGAAGUGGGCAGGUUUGCUGAGGAGUGUAGGCUUCCGGGUUUAGGAGGGACUUUGAGUUAAGGGGCUAUAAGGGGCUCUUUCAGGAACAUUCUUACUAAUCCGGUAAUGGGAUGUAAGGAAAUGUCUCUUCAUGAAUAAUGCUUCGUGACGGGGU